AAAAAGGAAAAAAAAAGAAAACGACUGGUUCGCCUGUCGGGUAUAUAAGGGGCAGACGCGCACCGUACCCCAUCACAAUUACGACGGGCUGAGAGCAAAGACAACGAAAGCAUGAAGUUCAUGGUCAUCCUUGCCGUAGUGGGCAUCGCCGCCGCCGCCGUGCCCUUCCGCACCUCCUACAGCGCCCCAGGAGGCGGCAGAUACGUCGUCACCCAGGACAACUCCUUCGAGUAUGGUGUCCGCGACACGUCACUGGAGUACGUUCGGAAUGUCGGUGACCUGGUCAACGUGGGAGCUGCUGGCGGACCGGUAAGUGUAAAGUCUGCGACAAAUAACCAACUGCAGAACUUCCCUUACGCCAUAGGUCUUGAUAGCUCCGAGGAAGUCAUGUUUCAUGCCGGAGAACUUGGUGAUUUGAGCGGCCGCACGCGCUCCGCCCGCGUCCAAACCCUCAGCCACAUGUUGAAUUCCGGUUACGUCGACGCCUCCGACGAGUUACGCUUCAGGACCAACCUCGCGAGGGCCACCGCACUCGGUGGGAACAACUACUACAUCAACGACUCGGGCGAGCUUUUCUACAGGGAAGGCGCCGGCGCCCCCCGCACAGGACCUUCCGCUGCCGCCGGCCAGGGCGUCCAGGUGGCUUAGGGGCAUUGCCCGCCAGCUCUGUAGACAGUGCAUGAGACAGGCUGCUUGUCUUCAUCAUUUACUCAACUGUAUCUAACAGGCACAAUAAUUUACUAUUAUUAAGACAUCUGUUUAGAACGAAACCCCUAAUGUUGAGGAUGGAAUCUGUUGUGAAGGAUAAAGUGUAGAAAACAGAAUUAUUUUAUAUUAUCUUAUCAUUUUUUCUGUAAUUGUUUAAGGGUCACAAGUUAUUUUAUACCUAAAGAAAUCCCGAUUGUGAUAUGAUAAUAAAGUUGUUUUUUUAA
Penaeus indicus is the source of this 932-nucleotide messenger RNA. RefSeq lists its product as uncharacterized. Bases 112 to 648 code for a protein of 178 amino acids. The transcript has 5 exons. The record is from RefSeq and is a predicted model, not a curated record. Lineage: Eukaryota; Metazoa; Arthropoda; Malacostraca; Decapoda; Penaeidae.